GUUUUCCCGCCGCCGCCUUGCUACACUGCCCAGGACGGGAUACCCUUGGACGCGCUCGCCGACGACGGGCACCGCGCACUGCAACCUGCGCAACCGUGUACCUUGGCCUUGUAUCUGGCGAGCCAUGCCGAGAUACGAUCGCAGCGAGCGAGCAGUGAGGAUCGAGCGCGUCGCGGGCUAAAGAGGCGUGCGUUUAGCCGUCUCCUGUGAUUGGCUGGUUUCUUUUGACCAUUCGAAUGCCCCACAAACCUCGAUUUCAAGUUGCGAUGUUGGCUCGAGCGGUGGCCGGCUUGCGCCUGACCGCGCGCCCCGUGGUGCGCGUGACCAGCGCAGCCUUCUCGACGAGCGCCAAGGGCGACGACAGCAAGACGCCUGUCGAAGACGACGACGAGACCGACCCGGACACGUGGCUCGGCUUCAACGGCGACCUCGACGCGGCGACGGAGGAUGGUACCGCGACGUGGCUCCAGGCCGUCCGCACGGUCAUCGACCUCAAGGAAGAAGAGAAGCUCGAGGCGCGCCGCAAGCGCCAGGAAGCGCACGCUGCGCUCCAGAUCACGCGCGUUGUCGAGAUUGACGAGCUUGGCCGUGCGUAUGGCACGGGCCGCCGCAAGACGAGCAAUGCGCGUGUGUGGAUCAAGCCCGCCGCCGAAGAGGGCAAGGGCACGGUCCGCAUCAACAAGAUGGACAUGGUCGACUACUUUACGCGCGACACGCACCGCCACGAGCUCCUCCUUCCGUUCCUCGAGAUCAAGCGCCUCGGUCACUUCGACGUGAUGGCCAACGUCCGCGGCGGUGGCCUCAGCGGCCAGGCCGGCGCCGUGCGCCACGGCAUCAGUCGCGCGCUGGAGAAGUAUAACCCGGACAACCGCGCGCCGCUCAAGAAGGCUGGCUUCAUGACGCGUGACCCGAGAAUGGUCGAACGCAAGAAGCCCGGUCAGAAGAAGGCGCGCAAGCAAUUUCAGUGGGUUAAGAGAUAGAGUGUACACAGUAGGCCAUAUGCAGACGCCGACGGGCUUAUUGGCGGCACAGCAUCCUUACCGAUGCAGUGCUAUCGUAAUACACACGCCGUCUUCUGUGCUAACCAUCAGUCUCGAUCCAGGGAACUGCAGAAUAUGACGCGC
Saprolegnia diclina VS20 is the source of this 1124-nucleotide messenger RNA. Its product is annotated as 30S ribosomal protein S9. The coding region runs from base 237 to 980 and encodes 247 amino acids. The transcript has a single exon. Lineage: Eukaryota; Oomycota; Saprolegniomycetes; Saprolegniales; Saprolegniaceae. The record is from RefSeq and is a predicted model, not a curated record. Gene Ontology annotation, molecular function: RNA binding; structural constituent of ribosome. Gene Ontology annotation, cellular component: cytosolic small ribosomal subunit; ribosome. Gene Ontology annotation, biological process: translation.